UAGUAAAGAAGGUCACGACAACAGAGGUUUUUAUAACUUGUGUCUUUAAAGGAUAUUCUGACUGAAGAGAUAUUUAAGAAGCUCUUCUAUUUCGCCAUUAACUAUUAAGGAAUAACGAUCAGAAUUCUAGAAGAGGGAGCAAUCUCAUUUAAAUGAAUCUGUAACUCAUAAAGACAGAAGGCAGGUCGGUGACCUAAGAGCAACAGUCUACUUGAGAUUUAAUUUUCAUUAUGUUGUUCAUGAACACCCAGAACACUGCACUAUAAUGCACAAAUGGAUACUGACAUGGAUCCUGCCAAUUUUGCUCUACAGAUCAUACUUUUACAUUAUCUUUCUAAUGGGCACUAUAUCUUUAGCUUGCAAUGACAUGACUCCAGAGCAAAUGGCUACAAAUGUGAACUGUUCCAGCCCUGAGCGACACACCAGAAGCUAUGAUUAUAUGGAAGGGGGGGAUGUAAGAGUGAGAAGACUUUUCUGUCGAACUCAGUGGUAUAUGAGGAUUGAUAAGCGAGGCAAAGUAAAAGGGACAAGAGAAGCAAACAACAACUACAGUAUUCUAGAAAUCCGAACGGUGGCAGUUGGAAUAGUGGCAAUCAAAGGAGUGGAAAGUGAAUACUUUCUGGCAAUGAACAAGUCAGGAAGACUCUAUGGAAAGAAAGUCUGCAACGAGGACUGCAACUUCAUAGAACUGAUUGAAGAAAACCACUAUAACACAUAUGCUUCUGCAAAAUGGACACACAAAGGAAAGGAGAUGUUUGUUACACUAAACCACAAAGGGGUUCCAAUGAAAGGUAAAAAAACAAAGAAAGAACACAGAGCAUCCCACUUUCUUCCUCUGGCAAUAUCCUAAUCACAAAUGAUCUAUAAAGAACUAGUUCCAGCAGGAAGAUUAAUUUUAAGAAGACUAUUUGACAAGAUAUCAAGAGAGGCUGGAAUACUACUGAGAAACUGAACAAGCUGGACUUGCGCAUUUAUGUUUAUUUUUAAGAGACUACAUGAAAAGAUUUGAAAAUAUACACAAAACCAGAUUUAGUAACUAAAAGUUGUAAAAAAUUCUAAAGAGUUGUACAAUCAUUAUCUUAGUCAUUGUAACUGGGUAGUUUCUUAAAUUAAUUUACCCUGAAGAAUAAGUCAUUACUUGAUUAUCUGAUAAUAUUUUAUUUAAAAAACCUAUCUGCUUCUUAAAUAUGGCUGCUAUAAUAAUAAUAAGCAGAUGAUAAUGUUGUGUAAAAUAUGUCAGACUUUAAGGCUGCUGGAAUGAGUUGUCAGAUUAUCAAGUCAAUAGAAAAUGUGGAGGCUGAGCAGUAUUUUAAAUACUUCCCCCAAGAAACUGAUAUCCUAUACAUAAACUAUAUGAUCAGAAAAAAAAUAUAAUCUUGUAAAUGUUUAUUGUUGUAUUCAGAUAAAAGAGCUAGUUUGGAAAAAUUAAGUUUACUCUAACACAAAAUGUUCCUAUCUAUUAAUGAAACAAAUACCUAAUGCUGCUCUAAAAGAUGUUUCAAAUAGUGUAUGUAAAAUAAAAAUAGGAAUAAAUAACGUACUUCAUCUCACUUUUCACAAAUUAACAUUUUAUAUAACGAUGAAGCAAAAAUUCAGACAUAUUAAGGUUUUUUAUGUAACAUAUCCUAUCUUUUGUAUAAUUCCUGUUAGGGCAUACAGCUUUCAAUAUUAUUUUUCCAUCCUUAUACAUGCUUUUCCUGUUGUUACAGCAUUAAACUUUAUUUUAAGUUGUAUUUGAACUUUAUUGUUUUAAGUUAUUUAAAUGUUAUUUAUAAAAAAAGAUACUUAUUAAGCUGCAUCUGUUUCAUAUGCUUUUAAUUCUAAAGGAAUAACAAAAUGGUCUGGCUGAGAUGCAUGAAUUUUUUUCUGUGACCAGACACAAAGACUAGUACACAACCCUCCUGCCAACAUACAUUGGAUGGCAGACAAAAAUGACAGCCUGCAGCAAACCACACAAUAGACAUCUCAAAAGAAACAAUGCAAAAAUCUUAAAAAUCUUUGCCACAUACUCUUGCUGAUUAAAGGCUCAGAGUUAUGCCAGGUAAAGGAAGGUUACAGUUCCAGCAGGUAAUGGAAAUAACUCUCAGAUGGUAGAACCAAAACUCACAGAUACAGAAAUGUGCACGAGCCUGUAGGACUAGUUUGAAACUGCAGCUAAAAUCAGUGUGACCUGCUGAAGAAAAGACAUCUUAGUUUUCCAGCUAUUAAAGUGUUCAACUAAGCCCUACAUGACUAAUGCAUUAUAUCAUUUCAUUCUGCUCAGUUUUCCCCACAUGUUUUCUUGGUAGUGUGAUAACUGCACUUAGAUAAAGAUCACCAAAAAAUGAGCUGAAGCAGCUGCCAGAUGACUGGGAUACAGUCAAGUUAAUUAAUAAUGGUCUUACAUGCCCUAUGCUGCAUUACAAGUGUUUAGAGUCUACCACUUUUUCCUACAGGAAAAACUUUCUUUUUAAGAGCACUCACAGAAAACAGCAAAAAUUCUCUUUAACAAAUAUUUCUUUUUCCAAAGAAAUACUUGUCUAACAAAUAGUGUAAUUUGAAAAUUGAUUAUGUUAUUAGCAAGUCAAAAAUCAAAGAAGAUGUAAAGAGAUCCUUGCAGGAAAAUGUGUCACUACAGCUGUAUCAGUAAACCUUCCCUGUGCUCUUGCUGGUUUAUCUAUCACAUGUUCCAUGAUCACAACAGACUGUACUAUGAAAAGCUUUUUUGCUGCUAAUUGUCUGCACUCCUUUCUGUGAAUAUAUAAACAUGAAACCAAGUUCACACUCAUGAUCAACAUUAACACACCAGCAGAAGUUUCUAUACCUAAACUAGGUUAGUUGAAACUUUGAAAUAAAAAUGAAAAUAACAUCUCAUUAAGAUUGUGCUUAAAAGCUCUACUGAAGUUUGAAUUAAGUAAGUACACGUUAAUAUAUGAAUAUAUAUGUAAAAAACCCUUAAAAUCAAAACCAGAUGUAGACAAGCUCUUUUAAAAGAUCUUUUGAUUAUGUAAUUGAAGGAUAUAGAAACAGAGUCAUACAAUUCCUGAGCCCCAGCUGUAAUUAGCCUUUACUGCUGACUGCUUUCUCUAAUGAAUCCCUAAGUUACCAUCAUUACCAGGUAAGCCAAGGCUGCUUUAUGUUUUACAGCUGUCAUAACUGAAAUGUGUCCUGUGAGGGAACUGGUCACAGAAAGACACCUGACUGCAAAUGAUGCAAUUCUUCAGUACCACAGUCAUAAGGCCUUAAAACUGAACAAUUUUCAAUGUAGCUUUAUCUCAGAAAAUCUCUUCUGAAAUACUUAUUUUUAACUCAGGAAAAAAAUCAGUUUAGUGCUAAAACUAGAAAAUAAUAAUCAGAAAAUGUAAAGUGAUGAUCCACAGCAGCGAACUAUUAAAAGACAAGGAUAAUAAAAAGAAGCUAUUAGGAUUUAACAGAUAUUCAAAUAGAUGUCAGAAAUCUUCACAAAAGCCUAUUAAAUCAAUUACAUCACAAUUUAAUGUUAGCAUCAACAUAUAAUACACCAUGUGGGAGGAAAACACGUUCGUAUGAAAAGAAACAGAUAUUCCUUUCUAGAUAUGGCCCAUUAGUAACCUUUAUAAUACUAAAGGUUCAAGCAAACCCAAACAAAAUGGUUAUAAAAGCCAACCUCAGUUGUAAUUUCUCUGCUUUUCCUUCAGAGGGAUUGGCUUUCAUGCAGCUUUUUAUUUUGUUUACCACCAACACUACACAGUGUGCACAGACUGGGGUUUAGGAGUGAAACACAAGCUCUGAGGGUUAAGUAGCACCUCCAACAGCCACUCACAUUUCGUGGGAACUGCUCCACUACACAGGCUCUUUAAAUUUAAUUAGCAAGGUUCUACUUAAUUACUUAUCUUUUGCAUUAGUGCUGAUAAACACUCUGGGACACAGCAGUGGGCAAAUCUCAUCUGAGGAAUCUCACAGAAGGCUGCAGGAUAUCCAUCCUUGGAGGUUUUCCAGGUCUGACUGGACAAAGCCCUACACAAGCAGUGUGGGCUCUACUUUGAGCAGGAGAUUGGACAAGAGACCUGCAGCACUCUGCCAACCUAAAUGAGUCCAGAUUCCAUAGGAAAGUUAUUUGUCUUGAAACAACGACACAAAACACAUCUUCCACGUUAGGGGGAUAAUUACACAUUUGUCUCAUCACUUGUGUGUCAUUAAAUGUAUGCAAAAUGGUGUAAAUACACAAUAAAAAAUGACAAUUGGACAAUUUCCAUGACUUUUUAAAACACCUGAUAUGGUACAACAUGGCCUCACUUUUAGUUCUGUUGCAAGUACUUUAAAACACUGCUCUGCACAGCAUCUGUAAUAAUCAGAUUACUACAUGAUCCAUUAAUUAUUAAAAUACACUUGUCUGUGUUUUAAAUUACUUUUUGAAGAAAACAUGUAUAUUCUCUUUGAAUAAGCUGAAGCAAAAUGUAAGUUAAUAUUAAAUCAAUAAAGUAAUGAGAACCACAGUAUUUCAUUGCACUC
Molecule: messenger RNA, 4470 nt
Organism: Pseudopipra pipra
Lineage: Eukaryota; Metazoa; Chordata; Aves; Passeriformes; Pipridae
Gene: FGF7
Product: fibroblast growth factor 7
Exons: 3
Coding region: 266-850 (194 amino acids)
Biological process (GO): cell differentiation; positive regulation of DNA-templated transcription; animal organ morphogenesis
Cellular component (GO): cytoplasm
Molecular function (GO): type 2 fibroblast growth factor receptor binding; growth factor activity
Source: RefSeq, a predicted model, not a curated record